This is a messenger RNA of Rhodotorula graminis WP1, 1164 nucleotides long. RefSeq lists its product as uncharacterized. Gene Ontology annotation, molecular function: NAD binding; NADH dehydrogenase (ubiquinone) activity; quinone binding. Gene Ontology annotation, biological process: mitochondrial electron transport, NADH to ubiquinone. The transcript has 7 exons. The record is from RefSeq and is a predicted model, not a curated record. The coding region runs from base 1 to 1164 and encodes 387 amino acids. NCBI's taxonomy places the organism in Eukaryota, Fungi, Basidiomycota, Microbotryomycetes, Sporidiobolales, Sporidiobolaceae.
AUGCGCCACUUCACCCUCAACUUCGGUCCUCAGCACCCGGCCGCGCACGGUGUCCUGCGCCUCAUCCUCGAGCUCAACGGCGAGGAGAUCCUGCGCUCCGACCCGCACAUCGGCCUCCUGCACCGCGGCACCGAGAAGCUCAUCGAGUACAAGAACUACACCCAGGCGCUGCCUUAUUUCGACCGCCUCGACUAUGUCUCGAUGAUGACGAACGAGCUGUGCUACUCUCGCGCCGUCGAGAACCUCCUCAACAUCGAGGUCCCCGAGCGCGCCAAGUGGAUCCGCACCCUGUUCGGCGAGAUCACGCGCAUCCUCAACCACCUCAUGGCCGUCCUCACCCACGCCAUGGACGUCGGCGCCCUGACGCCCUUCCUGUGGGGCUUCGAGGAGCGCGAGAAGCUCAUGGAGUUCUACGAGCGCGUGUCGGGUGCGCGCCUGCACGCGGCGUACGUGCGCCCGGGCGGCGUCGCGUACGACCUCCCGCACGGCCUCCUCGAGGACAUCUACAAGUGGGCGACCGCCUUCUCGCAGCGCGUCGACGAGAUCGAGGAGGUCGUGACGGGCAACCGCAUCUGGAAGCAGCGCACGGUCGGCGUCGGCCCCGUCACGGCGCAGCAGGCGCUCGACUACUCGUUCUCGGGCGUCAUGCUCCGAGGCUCGGGCAUCCCGUGGGACAUCCGCAAGGUGGCGCCGUACGACGCGUACGACCAGGUCGAGUUUGACGUCCCCGUCGGCAAGAACGGCGACUGCUACGACCGGUACCUGUGCCGCGUCGAGGAGUUCCGCCAGUCGCUCCGCAUCAUCUACCAGUGCCUCGAGAAGAUGCCGCCUGGCCAGAUCAAGGUCGACGACCACAAGAUUGUGCCGCCGCCGCGUGCGUCGAUGAAGGAGUCGAUGGAGUCGCUCAUCCACCACUUCAAGCUCUUCUCGGAGGGCUACUCGGUCCCGCCCGGCGAGACCUACUCGGCCAUCGAGGCGCCCAAGGGCGAGAUGGGCGUCUACCUCGUCUCGGACGGCUCGAACCGCCCGUACCGCUGCAAGAUCCGCGCGCCCGGCUUCGCCCACCUCGCCGGUGCCGACUUUAUGGCUCGCGGCUCGUGGCUCCCGGACAUGGUCACCAUCAUCGGCACCAUGGACCUCGUGUUCGGCGAGGUCGACCGUUAA